This is a messenger RNA of Aureobasidium pullulans EXF-150, 462 nucleotides long. RefSeq lists its product as uncharacterized. The transcript has a single exon. The record is from RefSeq and is a predicted model, not a curated record. NCBI's taxonomy places the organism in Eukaryota, Fungi, Ascomycota, Dothideomycetes, Dothideales, Saccotheciaceae. The annotation marks the transcript as partial.
AUGGACGCAGCCGGACUCCUCAAAAAGCAAGGCUGGCGUGGCCUCGGUCACUCGCUCGACUCGGACAACAAGGGCCUUCGCAAACCACUCCUCGUCAGCAAGAAAGUCGACGUACUCGGUAUCGGAAUCAACAAGGCAGAUGUCAUCCAAGGCCAGUGGUGGUUGAAAGCCUUCGACAGCAGUUUGAAAGAUUUUGGAACUGGCAAGAAGAGUAUCCUGGCGAAUGUCAAGGAGCAGGGAAUCAAGAGGGGUGGCUUGUAUGGACGAUUUGUGCAAGGAGAGGGUGUGCCGGGAACGAUUGGAAUGGUGGAUCCCAAGGUUGCUGCGCUUGCGUCGGCUGUCUUGCCGGCCACGGGUGUGAAGAGGAAGGCUGAGGAUGAUGACGAGGACAAGGCAGAAAAGAAGAAGGCCAAGAAGGAGAAGAAAGACAGGAAGCGAUCGAAAUCCACAUCCGACUCAUCC